Molecule: messenger RNA, 882 nt
Organism: Exserohilum turcica Et28A
Lineage: Eukaryota; Fungi; Ascomycota; Dothideomycetes; Pleosporales; Pleosporaceae
Exons: 4
Coding region: 1-882 (293 amino acids)
Cellular component (GO): mitochondrion
Molecular function (GO): protein-containing complex binding
Source: RefSeq, a predicted model, not a curated record
AUGGCUUCGGCCACAGCAGCAAAAAAGAAACUCGUCGUGUGCGGCGGCAACGGCUUUCUAGGAAGUCGGAUAUGCAAAGCAGCAGCACACAGAGGAUGGAGCGUGACAUCGAUAUCCCGCUCUGGCACACCGCAUUGGUCUUCAGUCUCGUCGUCGCAAACACCGCCUGAGUGGUCGGAAAAGGUAUCAUGGCAAAAGGGCGAUAUCCUGGACCCCGCGUCGUAUACGCAGCACCUUGAAGGCGCCGACGCCGUCAUACACAGCAUGGGUAUCCUUCUCGAGGCAGACUACAAGGGCGUUAUCAGUGGGCGUGAGAGUCCGAUCAAGGGCUUGCAGAGGGCUUUCAGCAGUACCAAGGCGGGGACACAGAACCCGCUGGCUCGGAAAGAAGGCGAGAAGCUGCAGCCCCAGGAAAAGGAUGGUCAACUCACGUACGAAGUCAUGAACAGGGACACAGCGGUUUCUCUCGCCCACGAAGCGUCGACACGCAAAGUGCCCAAUUUUGUCUACAUUUCUGCCGCCGCCGGAACACCUAUCCUUCCCGCACGCUACAUAACAACAAAACGCGAGGCCGAAUCUCUCAUCUCCACAACCUUUCCCACAAUGCGGUCAAUUUUUAUUCGUGCACCCUUCAUGUACGAUAGUAGCCGGACCUUUACCAUCCCCAUUGCAGCUGCUGGUGGCGUUGCGAGCAUGAUCAACAGCGCAGUUGGAGGUCGACUGACGUGGCUCAUGGGUGCAGGAGGUAUCAAGCCAUUGAAAGCGGAUCUCGUGGGUGAGGCAGUCGUAGAGGCGCUCGAAGAUGACGACGUUCGUGGCCCUGUGGAAGUACCAGAGAUUGAGAGACUGGGCACCAGAGCUUGGAGGAAGAACAUGUUGUGA